AUGUCACUGUCAAAAAAGAGAAAAGUGGACACAGAGUGCAUAGUUUUCCAAGAAAAAUGGUCAUCAUCCUAUUCAUUCACAGAAGUGAUUGGGAAACCUGUGUGUUUGGUAUGUUCACAGCAGUUUUCAGUGCUGAAAGAAUAUAACCUUCGACGCCACUAUGAGACUCUUCCUGCCGAAAAAUACAAAAACUUACAAGGACAGCAGAGACUAGAGAAGGUAAAUGAACUUUUGACAGCUCUGAAUAAGCAGCAGUCUGUGUUUUCUCGUAGCCGAGAAAUAAGUGAUGCUGCAGUGAAAGCCAGCUACCUUAUUGCUAAUGAAAUUGCACUGGCUUCAAAAUCAUUUAGUGAGGGUGAAUUUGUGAAGACAUGUAUGCUGAAGGCUGCAGAGACUGUGUGCCCUGAAAAGCGUCAGGCUUUUGCAAAUAUCAGCCUGACAAGAAACACAGUUGCAGACAGGAUUUCUGAUCUUGCGGAGGAUUUAGUUACAGACAUUUUGACCGUCACCGAGGAGUUCGUGGAGUUGGUGCCAAUGACGGACACCACAAUAGUAGCUGAUAUUUUCACCGCCCUCGUCGAAGCGCCGGACAGUGUUGGAGUGGACUGGUCUCGCGCUGUCAGCCUGGCUACAGAUGGUGCAACUUCAAUGACCAGGAGAAAAGCAGGUGUUGGGACAAAAUUUAGAGAGAAGGUGCAGGCUGCAAAUGGAGGACGUGAUUUUUGGACUUUUCAUUGUAUCACGCAUCAGGAGGCAUUGUGUUGCAAGUAA
Molecule: messenger RNA, 771 nt
Organism: Penaeus chinensis
Lineage: Eukaryota; Metazoa; Arthropoda; Malacostraca; Decapoda; Penaeidae
Product: general transcription factor II-I repeat domain-containing protein 2-like
Exons: 2
Coding region: 1-771 (256 amino acids)
Source: RefSeq, a predicted model, not a curated record